Molecule: messenger RNA, 268 nt
Organism: Onychostruthus taczanowskii (white-rumped snowfinch)
Lineage: Eukaryota; Metazoa; Chordata; Aves; Passeriformes; Passeridae
Product: sentrin-specific protease 3-like
Exons: 3
Biological process (GO): protein desumoylation
Cellular component (GO): nucleus
Molecular function (GO): deSUMOylase activity
Source: RefSeq, a predicted model, not a curated record
CCAGGUGAUGAACAUGUACGGCGACCUCGUCAUGGACGCCGUGCCCGACAAGGUGCAUUUCUUCAACUCCUUUUUCUACGACAAGCUCCGCACGCGCGGCUACGAGGGCGUGCAGCGCUGGACCAAGAACGUGGACAUUUUCGGCAAGGAGCUGCUGCUGAUCCCCAUCCACCUGGAGGUGCACUGGUCGCUCGUGGCCGUCGACGUGGCGCGCCGCACCAUCACCUACUUCGACUCCCAGCGCACGCUCAACCGGCGCUGCCCCAAG